Messenger RNA from Nilaparvata lugens (brown planthopper), 1462 nucleotides. RefSeq names its product histone H2A. The transcript has a single exon. Gene Ontology annotation, molecular function: protein heterodimerization activity; DNA binding; structural constituent of chromatin. Lineage: Eukaryota; Metazoa; Arthropoda; Insecta; Hemiptera; Delphacidae. Gene Ontology annotation, cellular component: nucleosome. The record is from RefSeq and is a predicted model, not a curated record. Bases 72 to 446 code for a protein of 124 amino acids.
CGAUUUGCAACAGAUUUUCAUUCUUAUUCCAUCGUUUCUACAGCACCGAUCAACAAACCACAACCAGCAUCAUGUCAGGCAGAGGCAAAGGCGGAAAAGUGAAGGGAAAGGCAAAGUCUCGCUCAUCCCGUGCCGGACUCCAGUUCCCAGUCGGUCGUAUCCAUCGUCUGCUUCGCAAAGGCAACUACGCCGAGCGUGUUGGUGCUGGUGCUCCCGUCUAUCUGGCCGCUGUCAUGGAGUACCUGGCCGCUGAAGUGUUGGAGUUGGCUGGCAACGCCGCCCGUGACAACAAGAAGACUCGUAUCAUUCCGCGUCACUUGCAACUGGCAAUCAGGAACGACGAGGAGCUGAACAAGCUGUUGUCCGGCGUAACAAUCGCACAGGGUGGUGUCCUGCCCAACAUCCAGGCUGUCCUCUUGCCGAAAAAGACCGAGAAGAAGGCUUAAGUCUGCUUGCCUUGCUACUGCGCGCUCGCGCGCAUUCGACUCUUGGUGUUGAACCACAAAGGCCCUUUUCAGGGCCAGCAAUACAUUUAUUUUUCAAUUAUUAUAUUAUAUCAAUGUUUGUCACUAUAGUGGUUACUGUCUGUCUCCUAGACAUAUCGGCUUUAUUCUCUCACAUAGGUUGUCUGUCUGUCUGUCGUCACCCUCUAAUAUACACAAAUUAGAAAUUAGUUGGCCCUUUUCAGGGCCACUGGCACACUUAAUGAUCAAGUUCAAUGAAACAAUUUAAUUUACUUUUGCGUGUCUAGAAUAGAGAAGAAUGUCAGUGUGCUAACCGAUUUUUGAGAUGAGGAGAAGAAAAUGUACUCUCUCACACCUUCCAUCAAAACAACAAUAUUAUUGUUCUCUGUCACUUGCUACAGUUGUGAAGCAGAUGUGAAAUAGAAAAAUAUCAUCCAGUGGCCCUGAAAAGAGGCUUUUGCACUACUAACUCGUCAAACGCACACGUUCAUCUUCUUCUACUCUCACAACUCCAACUAAAUAUAAUCAAUUUAUACACACAUGUCCAACUUCUUACUGUUCACCGAUUGGAUUAUACCCAUCAGGAACUAACAAUAUUCUCUGUUACUGAAAAUGUGUUGGUGGCCCUGAAAAGGGCCUUUGUGGUUCAGUACUGCUGAUAUCAUACUAUAUCUUAUGAUGAUUGAAAAUAAAAGGCAAGUGGAGGCCCUGAAAAGAGCCGUUUUUAUGUGAAGUGCUUGCGACGACAGCGGCAGGCCCCUCGGCUGGCUGGUGUGUGGUAGGUCCGUAGAAGAAUUUACUUCUUCUUAGUGACAGUAGCCUUCUUUGGUUUCUUGGCGACGGCUGCCUUCUUCGGCUUCGGCGACUUGGGCUUCUUGGUAGGCGGCUUGGUGACCUUUUUCGCCUUAGGAGACUUGGACUUGGCUGCCGAAGCAGCAGCACUGCUCUUCUUCGCGGCGGCUGGCUUGCUAGCUGCGGCCUUCUUCUUCUCACCGGCG